AUGUCCAAAUACGAAACAGCCCUCGCACGCAUCGACGCUGCGCACUCCCAAGACCCCCGCCAACACGAAACCCCAGACGGCCCUAUGCCCUACGAACUACACUACGCGCAAAAAAUGACAAAUUACCUCGAAACCCUAAACCCAGACGCUGGCGAGCUCCUUCGCCUCGCAAUCCGCGCACAACACCUACGCCGCUGGGAAGUACCGCGGGACAGCUACCCCGCCACGAAAAUCGGCUACCACUCCUGGCGUGCGGGUUUACAGCGUCGGCAAGCGGAGAUUGUUGAGAAUAUUUGUCUCGAGAGCGGGUAUUCGGCUGAGGAGGCCGGGAGGGUCGGGGAGAUGGUUAAGAAGGCGGACUUGAAGAAAGGUGAUACGGAUACGCAGACCUUGGAGGAUGUUGCUUGUUUGGUUUUCUUGGAUGAUCAGUUUGAUCGGUUUGAGAGGGAGCUUGGGGAUGAGGGGAAGAUGGUAGAUAUUUUGAGAAAGACUUGGGGGAAGAUGUCUGAGCGUGGGAGGGAGGAGGCGUUGAAGAUUUCUUUGUCAGAUAAUGCGGUGCGGUUGGUUGGAAUUGCUUUGCAGGGGUGA
Penicillium canescens is the source of this 588-nucleotide messenger RNA. RefSeq names its product DUF4202 domain-containing protein. NCBI's taxonomy places the organism in Eukaryota, Fungi, Ascomycota, Eurotiomycetes, Eurotiales, Aspergillaceae. The transcript has a single exon. The record is from RefSeq and is a predicted model, not a curated record. The coding region runs from base 1 to 588 and encodes 195 amino acids.